GAACUUGUUCCGUAUAUAUUCUUCAGUUUAUAAAGUAUGGAAAAGAUUACCUUACCAGGAACAGAGCUGAGUGUAUCCAGGGUGUGUAUUGGAUGCUGGCAGUUCAAUUCCGGUGAAGAUGAUAUGUCAUGGCCUCCACAAAAAGAAGAGACAUCUAGAGCAAUAGUUGACAAAGCCCUGGAACUCGGAGUUAAUUUUUUUGAUACAGCAGAGGCAUAUGGAAACCAUUGUUCAGAAAAAGUUCUUGGUAAAUGCCUUGGCAAUAGGAGAAAAGAUGCUGUCAUAGCAACCAAAUUUGGGAGUUAUAGAAAUGGAAAGCCAUGUUCCUAUUCCCCUGAAGAUAUAGAAAAGGCACUUACAGAAAGUCUACGUUCUUUACAAACAGACUACAUUGAUCUUUAUCAGGCUCACUGGGCAGUGAAUUGUAAAAACAUGAAAGAGACUGUAGAUGAACUGAAAAGACAACAGUCAAAGGGAAGAAUACGUGCCUAUGGUGUCUGUAAUUUUGGACCGAAAGACUUGAAUGAUGUAUACGAUGCUGAGGGCAGUGUGUGCACAAAUCAGCUACCUUAUAAUUUGUUAUGGCGUGCUAUAGAAGCUGAAAUCAUACCAGAAUGUCUAAAGCGAAAUAUCGGUAUUCUAGCGUACUCUCCAUUGCAGCAAGGUCUCUUGUCAGGGCGUUUUUUGAAACCUGGUGAUGUACCAGAAGGACGUCGACGUACCAGACAUUUUGGAAAGGACAGUACUAAACUUUCAAUACAUGGUCAAAUUGGCGCCGAAAAAGAAACCUUCAAAGCAAUCAGUGAAAUUAAAGAUGUUUGCCAUGAUGCCAGUGUUUCCAUGACAGCGGCAUCAUUGUCAUGGAUACUAGCUCAGCAAGGAGUGUCAGCAGUGAUCGUUGGUGCUAGGAAUGCCCAACAAGUUAUCGAUAAUUGUAAACUAAUCCAGUUAUCCACGAACACGGCCAUCAGUCACAAUUUACUUAUUGUUCGGCAGGCAAUAACAUUAAAUCACAGUGCAAAGGAAGUCCAUACUGGAACAUUCCGAAUUGAUUCCUGCGAAGAAAUCGAAACCCGCGUACGUCCUUUUUCCUUCACAACAGCGUGGUUUCAGAAGCAGGAAGAAGACUAUCAUAAACGUGUUGUAAGGAUUCCGAUGGAAGACGUCGUGCAGCCGAGUGAGGAGUGA
Saccoglossus kowalevskii is the source of this 1188-nucleotide messenger RNA. RefSeq lists its product as uncharacterized. NCBI's taxonomy places the organism in Eukaryota, Metazoa, Hemichordata, Enteropneusta, Harrimaniidae. The record is from RefSeq and is a predicted model, not a curated record. Gene Ontology annotation, molecular function: oxidoreductase activity.